AUGGCUUCUGCUUCCCGUGAGCAGAACUCCUCAGCAGGCGCUCCAGAUACAGAGCAACUGAAAAUGGACCACAGAGUAGCCGCGCAGUCGCCCCCCUCGGACAAUGACAGCGAACGCCCCGUGCGACAACAGCUCAAGAAGACUAAUCUAGGCGCUGUGGGCGAAAACAACGGUUCUGCCCGUCCAAACCGAAAGCGCUCCCUCGACGACACAGAUGGAGCAAAUGACACACCUCCAAUCAAGCGAUCUCGAGAGUGCACCCCGGACAUCCUACAUGCUUCCACGGAAGCCACCUCCGACCACACCGGAACCUCCAACAAUGGCAUUACGCAAAAUGUGAGUGACAAUGUGCUAGCCACACCCGCGAACACUACCCACGAGACCACCAAGGUCCAUAUUCCCCUGGGCGUUGAGAUCAAGGUCUCAAUUGCUGGAUCCGAGAAAAUUACCCGUUUGAGCAUCCCUCUGGACAUUGAUGUCAAGAGCGUAUUUCUCGAUCCGGAAACCCUUACCCUGGACACACUUCCCCUGGACACCCUUCCCUUGAACACACUUCCCUUGGACACACUUCCCUUGGACACGCUUCCCUUGGAGACACUUCCUCUGGACAUGCUUCCUCUGGGCAUGUUUCCUCUGGACAUGUUUCUGGACAUGCUUUUAGAAAUGCUUCCUAUAGAUAUGCUACCUCUGGGCAUGCUUCUGGACACGCUUCCUCUGGACAUGCUGCCUCCGGACAUGCUAUUUCUGGACAUGUUUCCUCUAGACAUGUUUCUGGACAUGCUUCUGGACACGCUUCCUCUGGAAAUGCUUCCUCUGGACAUGCUUCUGGACACGCUUCCUCUGGACAUGCUGCCUCCGGACAUGCUAUCUCUGGGCAUGAUACCUCUGGGUAUGCUUCUGGAUAUGCUUCUAGACGUGCUUCCUAUGGAUAUGCUACCUCUGGGCAUGAUACCUCUGGGUAUGCUUCUGGAUAUGCUUCUAGACGUGCUUCCUAUAGAUAUGCUACCUCUGGGCAUGCUUCUGGACACGCUUCCUCUGGACAUGCUGCCUCCGGACAUGCUAUUUCUGGACAUGUUUCCUCUAGACAUGUUUCUGGACAUGCUUCUGGACACGCUUCCUCUGGAAAUGCUUCCUCUGGACGUGCUUCCUAUGGAUAUGCUACCUCUGGGCAUGCUUCCUCUGGGAAUGUUUCCUCUGGGAAUGUUUCUGGACAUGCUUCUAGACAUGCUUCCUAUAGAUAUGCUACCUCUGGGCAUGCUUCUGGACACGCUUCCUCUGGACAUGCUUCCUCUGGACAUGCUUCCUCUGGACCUGCUUCCUCUGGACACGCUUCCUCUGGAAAGCAUGUACCCUCUGAAGACUACAUACCCCUUGAAGACCCUGAGUCAAGCGGAGAUUCCUCGUCCGAGGACUCUCUGCCUGACUACCGUUCACCUGAAUUCCCGACUUCUCCGAGUCCUGUCCCACGCAAAUAUCGAAACGACCGCCGGCGGAAACGAAGAUGGUUCUUCACAAACUCUCAAGAAGAAACGGAGCCGAGAACAACUUGAAGAUGAUGUAUCGAAGAAUUCUCACGCUAUUACUGACCCCACUCCCGGUUUGGCUGAGACCACUUCAUCGGACGAAAAAUCUACUGCCGAAGGACAACCCGAAAAGAAGAGACCGCGCGACAACUCAGAGGAGCGCAAGGCCAAGGUGGAUCAGACUUUCACCGCGAGUGCAUUCGGAAAGGCUUCUGCCAACCCCUCACCGUUUGCAAUGCCUGCAGCUAAAUCAACCUCUGAUGCUUCACCUUUCGCAACCAGCGGUGCCUCGACUACUGGUUUGGGUGCCCUCGGAACUGGCUUCUCUGGAUUUGGCAGCGCUUUCCCUGCUCCAUCUGGUAAACUCACCAGUUUCGCGUCCUCCAAUGCUCCCGCCGCUUUCCCUGGAGCAACUGGUAAAUUGACCAGCUUCGCAUCUGCCAACGCCCCUGCCAGUUUCUCUGGAACAGCCGGUAAACUAACCAGUUUCGCGUCUCCUAAUGCCCCCGUUUCCUUUGGAAAUUCCAGUGACAAGACCCUGGGUGCAAAGCAAUCCGACAACGAAGAGAGUGACAACGAAGCAGCGGGUGAAGCUAAUGACACCUUUGUUGCCGAGAAGACCGACGAACGUUUCCACCAACAAACUGGUAUGGACCCCUCCUUGCAGCGUAUCCCCAGGAAACCAGAAUUGGCCAGUCGCUCAUCCCAGGUUAAAAAACCAGUUGAAACCGGCGAAGAAAACGAGACCACCAAGUUCACAUCCAAGGGCAAGCUUUACUACUUUGCCAACAAGAAAUGGAAGGAGCGUGGCAUUGGCACCUUCAAGGUUAACCUCAAGACGGACUCCCACGGAAAGCAAUCUGGCCGCAUGAUCAUGCGUGCCGAUGGUGCCUUGCGUGUCAUGUUGAACAGUGCAAUUUGGCAGACCAUGCCAUUUGGCGACAACAAGGGUGAUCGCCCGGCCACCCGGGAUAUUUACCUUGCCAGCAAGGACGGUGAGAAAGUUGUUAGCCUGCUUCUCCGGCUUAGCAACGAAAAGCCCGCUCAGGAACUACUUAUAGAGAGGACCAUUGAAAUAGCCAUUUUAGGUCAUAUUGGUUCACGUGAUCUCGCGUUUCCCAUCAGUUCCCAACUUUUGUCGAUUUCGACUUCAACAACAUUAUGGGGCUUCGACAUGACGGGCUCCUCGUCAAUACCACCGGACUCAUCACUCAAACGGAAACGAAGUCAUGAAGGCGAUUGUGCUGUCGAGUCCAAUGUGACUCCCCCGGACGCGUCGCCCCAAGACCUUGCCGAUCAAACACCCUCGACUACGGCCGAUGGUUCUCUCAACGAAUAUGAUGUGCAUGGAACCGGAUCUAUCAAAAAUAUAGCCACCAAAAAAACAAGCAAAGGAAAGAAAGUUACCUCGAAACCCGCGAAGCCCUCGAAGCGAACUCCAUCUACACCAUUACCAGAUACCUUCAAACGCCUCUCACAAACCCAUCGCGCCUUGAAUCUCGUUUACACAUUUUGUUGCACGCGAAAGCACUUCGCCACCACAUUUGACAACAUAAAAAAGGCAGUACAAGCCCAACUUGGUCAACGAGAACUCACCGUUGAGGAUGUUGCACGCGUGAAAGUCAUAGUUCCGGGCGCGGUCCGCUUCGAAUAUGUGGACGAAGCCAAAUUGGAAGUAAUGACUGCUGGAGAUGAAGAGAUAUCUCAAUAUGGAUUACACAAACGAUCUAAUCUGCCAUUUGGGAACACGGACACAGCUGAAGACGCUAGUGGCGAUCUUCACGAAGACACAAAGCAAGUUCUGCUAUUUGAGUUUGUGGACGCUGAUCUGAAGCGGGAAUCACUACAUCCUAAGACGGGAGAGCCUAUGAAACCCGUCCGUCGUAUGAAAGACGAGGAUCUGAAAAUGCCCGUCUACAGCCAAAAGCAGAUGCUGGCCUUGAUUGAAAAACGGAAUGUCAAAUUCUCAGACGCUUUGAAUGAGUUUUUGGUUCGAUGUGAGGACAAUAAUACUGACCCGGUCGAUUGUCUUGAACAAGAUAAGAAUACUUUUAUGCCCACCCCUCUUACAGCGCAGCCGCCAGCAACAAUCCCCAAGGAGCGAAAGUCCAUUGAGGAAAUCAUUGCAGAGAUUCGGCAGAUGGAUUGGUAUUAUGCGCAGAUUGUGCCGGAAGGCCAUCGUGUAUUCGAAGCCCAGUCUCCUGUCUACGGUGAUUUGACAUUCCAGCUCUCGCAGGACCUUGUGAAUGCUCUGUAUAACACAAAAGGAAUCACACAAAUGUAUACUCAUCAAACAGAGGCAAUUAACCACCUAUACGAGGGCCAUAAUGUGAUUGUGUCGACGUCAACAAGCUCGGGAAAAUCCCUUAUCUAUCAAGUCCCCAUGUUGCACGAGCUUGAAAAGGACCCAGAGAGCAGGGGGAUGUAUAUCUUCCCCACGAAAGCAUUGGCUCAAGAUCAGCGCCGCAGCAUGAUGGAUCUACUUCAGUUUAUGAACGGGCUGCAACACACAAUGGUUGAAACGUUUGAUGGGGAUACGCCUAUGGGGAGCCGAAAUUUGAUACGUGACGAGGCGCGGAUCAUCUUCACCAAUCCCGAUAUGCUUCAUAUUACAAUUCUGCCGCAGGAGAGUUCCUGGCGCACUUUUUUGAAGAAUUUGAAGUUCGUCGUCGUCGACGAAUUACACGUCUAUAACGGCUUGUUUGGGUCUCAUGUCGCUUUUAUCAUGCGACGUCUCCGCAGGAUUUGUGCUGCCGUCGGUAAUCAGCAUGUCAAGUUCAUAUCUUGUUCUGCUACUGUUGCAAACCCGGAGGAUCACAUGAAGUCUGUCUUUGGGGUGCAGGAUGUGAAACUCGUCGAUUUCGAUGGAUCUCCCUCUGGUCGUAAAGAGUUUGUUUGCUGGAAUACGCCAUUCAAAGACCCCAAAGAUCCUACCUCUGGACGUGCAGACACCGUCACUGAGACCGCCAGACUAUUUUGCCAGCUGAUUCUCAGAGGCGUGAGAGUCAUCGCCUUCUGCCGAAUCAGGAAGUUAUGUGAGAUCCUCUUACAAGGUGUGCGCGUGGAGUUCGAUAGACUCGAACGAACAGAAAUCGGCAAGCUAGUGAUGGGCUACCGAGGAGGGUAUAGCCCUCAGGAUCGACGCCAAAUCGAAAAGGAAAUGUUCGAGGGGAAACUCAUGGGAAUCGUGGCCACCAACGCACUGGAACUGGGCGUUGAUAUUGGCUCCCUGGAUGCAGUAAUCACCAUGGGCUUCCCAUACUCGAUUUCCAAUCUACGCCAACAAAGCGGCCGCGCUGGACGACGUAACAAGGACUCCCUCUCCGUCCUAGUCGGGGACAGAUACCCAACCGACCAACACUACAUGCAGAAUCCGGAUGAAUUAUUCACACGGCCGAAUUGCGAGCUGCAGAUCGACCUAUCCAACGAGCUCAUUCUCGAAGGCCACGUCCAAUGUGCUGCAUUUGAGAUGCCUAUCCGCCCCGAAGAAGACAGCAUCUACUUCGGGCAACAGCUCCUUGCCCUAGCCCCAACCCGCCUAAUAAAAGACUCACUCGGCUUCUACCACUGCCACCCACGCUUCCGCCCACAGCCCUCCCGCAGCGUCUCAAUCCGCGACACAGAAGACCAACACUUCGCCGUCAUAGACACAACGAACAACCGCAAUAUAGUGCUGGAAGAAGUCGAAGCCUCGCGCGCCUUCUUCACAAUCUACGAAGGCGGAAUCUUCCUCCACCAAGGCACAACCUACCUAGUAAAAGAACUAAACACCGAAUCCUUCCUAGCGCGCGUCGUGCGCGUUCACGUCGACUGGAACACCAUGCAACGCGACUUCACCGACAUCGACCCCAUAGAAACCGAAGCUAUGCGUGUGGUCAGUAACGACCCCCUAGCCUCGCGCGCGUUCUUCGGCGCAAUCCAAAUCCACGCCGUUGUCUACGGCUUUUUCAAAAUCGACAAGCGUGGCCGUGUCCUCGACGCCGUCGCCGUCGAUAACCCGCCAAUCGACCGUCUUACAAAGGGUAUGUGGCUCGAUGUCCCAACGCGCGCUAUGGAGAUCCUUCAAUCGCAUCGGCUUAAUAUAGCCGCCGCCAUUCACGCCGCUGAACACGCCGUCCUCUCCCUCCUGCCCUCCUUCGUCGUUUCUUCGCCCGGUGACGUCCGCACGGAAUGCAAAGUCGCGAAGAAAGAGCUUGGCCGGUCGCUCCGCCGCGCGAACGUGCCCAGUGAGUUUGAGGAGAAGCUUAAACCGCCGACGCGGCAGAGGCCUGCUCGGCUUACCUUUUAUGACGCGAAGGGUGGGUCAUGUGGGUCUGGGAUUGCUAAUAAGGCGUUUGAGUUUAUUGGGUUGCUUCUUCGACGGGCGGUUGCGCGCAUCGAGGCUUGUUCUUGUCUUUUGCCGCAAGGUUGUGUGGAGUGUGUUUGUGAUGAGCGAUGUAAGGAGAUGAAUGUAGUUAUGAGUAAGGCCGGUGCUGGGGUUAUACUGCGGUGUUUGCUUGGGUGGGAUGUUGAUGUUGAUGCCUUGCCGUGGGGGGAGGAAGUGGAGGGUGACGAGUUUGGAGUUGGAGGUGCUGGGGAGUUGGCUGGUGGGUUGGAGACCGUUGUCGUGGCCGGGGAGGUGCCGUGGAAGCCUGGGUGUCGGGUUGGUUGUUGA
Messenger RNA from Penicillium griseofulvum, 6177 nucleotides. Its product is annotated as ATP-dependent 3'-5' DNA helicase. Gene Ontology annotation, biological process: intracellular transport. NCBI's taxonomy places the organism in Eukaryota, Fungi, Ascomycota, Eurotiomycetes, Eurotiales, Aspergillaceae. The transcript has 8 exons. Gene Ontology annotation, molecular function: nucleic acid binding; ATP binding. The coding region runs from base 1 to 6177 and encodes 2058 amino acids. The record is from RefSeq and is a predicted model, not a curated record.